This is a messenger RNA of Acyrthosiphon pisum (pea aphid), 2040 nucleotides long. RefSeq lists its product as uncharacterized. Lineage: Eukaryota; Metazoa; Arthropoda; Insecta; Hemiptera; Aphididae. Gene Ontology annotation, biological process: DNA replication. Gene Ontology annotation, molecular function: DNA-directed DNA polymerase activity; nucleotide binding; DNA binding. The transcript is spliced from 4 exons. The record is from RefSeq and is a predicted model, not a curated record. Bases 1 to 2040 code for a protein of 679 amino acids.
AUGGGUGGAUCGUCAUAUAUUGAGUUACCGACGUAUAUUGACAGGAAACGAGGAACAAUAAACCCUCAAAACAUUGACCAGGAGUGUUUUAAGUGGGCAAUUCUGGCGAAGCAUGUGACUGUGACAGGUUCAGUGGUAUAUCGUAUCGGAGAAAAUUAUAAAAAACAUGAAGGAAAAUAUAAUUUUGACGGCCUCACCUUCCCCACGCCUCUAUCGGAUAUAACUAAAUUCGAAAAAAAUAACGUUAAAGUGUCCGUAAAUGUUUACGGAUUGGAAAAAAAGUUUCAACCGCCCAGGAAAUAUCCGACGUAUGAGGUGUACCCGUUACGUGUGGUCGACGAAGAAAAAAAGGACCAUUUUGACUUGUUUUUAAUAACGGACGGCGACAACUCGCAUUAUACUUACAUCUCUAAUUUUUCACGACUAGUGCGUGCGCAGAAAACCGGACAUAGUGAGAGAGUUGUUUUUUGUAAAAGGUGUUUUACGUCAUUCGACAACCGAAAUUUAAAAUACAAGUUGAGUGGGCAGGAGGCCCUGGACCAACAUAAACUGAUUUGUGGGGCGCAUAAGCCAAUUUUUCCGGAGAUGCCGAAGGAGGGUGAUUGUGUUGAGUUCAGGGCGUGGAAAAACACGGUGAGACACCCGUUUGUAAUUUACGCGGAUUUUGAGGCGAUCUUGGCGAAGACGGAGGAAAAGAGGGGUGAUAGUACCACAAUUAUGCAUAGACAUGAAGCUAUGAGCUAUGGGUUUUUGGUGAAGGCGAGCGAGGACGUGCCGGCGGAUUUAUUGGUUCAAUACGGGAUACCGGCGGGGCCGGUAAUCUACAGAGGCAGCGAAAACAGGACAGACGUGGCGAGACAUUUUGUGGAGACGAUUGUUGAUGUGGCCCGGAAAAUCGAAAAUCUGAUGAAGGCGAAUAUUCCUUUAAUCAUGACCGAGGGCGAAGAAAAAACACACCAAGAGUGUAAUGCGUGUAACUUAUGCAAAUGCAUAUUAGCCGGGGGCGAUAAGGUUAGGGAUCAUGACCAUUUAACGGGCAAAUUUAGGCAGACCUUGUGCUCUAGGUGUAACUUAGAGUUGCAACAGCCUAAAUUUGUCCCCGUAUUUUUUCAUAAUCUCUCAAACUACGAAUCGCACUUCAUAAUCACUGAACUUGGGUGUGAUACACAGGCGAUCAACGUUAUACCGAACAGUGAGGAGAAAUUUAUAUCUUUCUCGAAAUAUAUAAGUAGUACCUUCACUGUUCGGUUUAUCGACACGUUCAGGUUUAUGGCGUCGAGUCUGUCGUCCCUGGCCGAAAAUUUAGUUACACCCGAACAUGAGAACUUCCGUGAGACAGCCAAACAUUUUGUCGUCGGAGAUAUGCCGCUUGUGACACGUAAAGGUGUGUACCCAUACGAGUACACAGAUAGUUGGGAGCGGUUGGAAGACAGGAGACUACCGAGUAAGAGGGAUUUUUUUAGUACGUUGACGGAGACCGGGAUUAAGGAGGAAGAUUUCGAACACGCAAAGUUGGUCUGGGACCACUUUGAUUGCAAUACGUUGGGCGAAUAUAGCGACCUGUAUCUCAAAAUCGAUGUGUUGUUGUUGUCGGACGUUUUCGAGAACUUUCGCGAUGUAUGCAUGCGGGCAUACAACCUCGACGCCGCAAAUUAUUUCACCGCCCCAGGACUUAGUUUUGACGCAAUGUUGAAGUUUACAGGGCAGAAACUUCAAUUAUUACAUGAUUAUGACAUGUUGUUGAUGUUCGAGAAUGGUAUGCGCGGUGGACUAGUGCAAGCGAGUAAGAGGUACGCGAAGGCGAAUAAUACAAAAACUCCGGGGUAUGAUGAGACAAAAGAUAAAUCAUGGAUAGUAUAUCAGGACUGUAAUAACUUGUACGGAUGGGCUAUGUCGCAGUACAUGCCGUACGGUGGGUUCAACUGGGUUGAACCUACAUUGAAUGGAUUGAACGAUUUGAUUGACACCUCCCCCAUAGGACGAGUGGAAGACUAUGCAAUCGAAGAGGAAGGAGAUGAAGAUGGAGUUGGUGUCGUGUGA